Pocillopora verrucosa is the source of this 2096-nucleotide messenger RNA. RefSeq lists its product as uncharacterized. Gene Ontology annotation, molecular function: transferase activity. NCBI's taxonomy places the organism in Eukaryota, Metazoa, Cnidaria, Anthozoa, Scleractinia, Pocilloporidae. The record is from RefSeq and is a predicted model, not a curated record.
CGACUUAUUCAUUUCCGGGAUAGUACUGGACGUAGUCGCAACUACGAUCAAGCACAUAUCGUCAUGCUGGACCGCUAUGUAUUUACUCUCUCUUUUGCAUUUCUGUUCAGCGUAGCUGAGAUGUCUAACAAAGUUGACAGUUUUCCAGCACCGUUCUACAGAGUUUUAAGUCUGGAGAACCCGCCAGUGGAAGGAAAAGAUGUUGUGAUCCUACAAAAUCUACUGCUGAGAUCACCAUUUGUGAGGCCCAUUAGAACAAGUGGUGUGUACAAUAGGGAAACCAGUGAGGCUGUAGCCAGCUACCAGAAGGGAAAUGGCUUGCCAAGCAAUGGUGUAUUGAAUGCAACAACAGCCUCUCUUGUUCUCAAGCAACUGAUGUAUGACGGAUAUCGAGACGAUCACACUGUGCCUUCAGGGUAUAAAUUUAAGGUUCAUGUUCCUGUGUACAAAGAUCGGACAAUUGAAACAAAUGCCACUCUUUACAACUCAAAUAACAAGGUCAUGUACACAUUUCGCGCACGUUGCCAUGGUGCCAUGAAUGCUGCUGGCAAAGAUAUAAAUCAGCUUACAAGGAAUGGAAAUACUCCAACUGGACUUGUGACAUUUGACCUCAACAGUCCUGAGCCAGACCCAAAAUCAUUUGGCCCGUAUCCUGUCAUAAGAGCAGUCAAAGGUCUAAAAGGAAAUGCAGCAAUUGGUAAAAACAAAGAUGACACCUUUCUAAGUGACUACAGGAGUGGAAUUUUAAUGCACACUGGAGAGUGGGAUCAUUGGAAUCCAUCUGAGCCUAUGCCUAACAGUCAUGGAUGCAUACAUGUGCACCCAACAGACUUGAAAAACAUUGACGAUAUCCUUGUACACAAGCUGGGUGUGGUUAUACACAAAAAUCCUUUUGAAGAGAACCCAUACCCCUAUGUACCUCAAGGCAUUCUAUCUGUUGAGCAAAUUGGCUGAUACUUAUAGAAAUAGCAUGUUCCAGGCAUUCAGUCAGUUAAGUAGAAUAUAAUGGCAAAUGGUACAAUAGAAGUGGAGUGAAAAAGCAAGAGAGGUUUAGGUCAUGUUUUUCAUUCCUCAGCAACAUUAUUGAGCUUCAUUUUUACUAACUGAUUGCCUGGAACAGGCUAUGAUAGUAUAAGGAAGUAUAACAUCACUAAAUGAGUCCUUUUCAAUCAAGUGUUGUUGAAUUGAAACCACGUAAUCAUUGUAAUCACAAUGGCCGAUCAGAGCAAAGCAAAUUUGUCAAGGAGGCAAUGGGAACUCAAAAUGAACAUUAGCCUUAAUGCAGGAAAGCAGAAGAGACUAAGUCCCAAUUGCUUUUAGUCUUGCAUCUAAGUAGUGAGGAGAGUGGUCCAAACUGCCUCAGCUAAUCAAGAAGCUAAGUGAAGAAGAGCAUUUUUCCAUUAGGUGUCAGAAGUAAUCUGAGAUUUCCUUCCUUCCCAUUGUGACUGGUCCACUGUGCCACUCUCUAAGCCAAUCAGAUGCAAAACUAAACUCAAUCACAACUUGGUCAUGAUCACCCCCCCAUUUUCCUGACCUUUACAUGAUGUGGUUGUGUUUACUGCAAGUUUUGUUGACUCUCAACCCUUCACACCCAGACACCAAUAUGCAUAUUCUCCAUACUCUUCUCCAUACAUUUCCCAAGGUGUUAACAAGGAGAAUUUACUUCACAAUCAGGAGUUUCUUUAGUUGGUGAUCAUUUUCUUUAUUCUUGUUACCAUAAUGUGUGAUUCAGGAGUGAUAUUGUAAGGAGAAUUUGGAUUCAAGUCACUCUUAGGGUUUAAAGGGUUAAAGGUAUUUUCCUUUCUUCUGAUUGGCCAUUGUGAUUACUUUGGUCUUGGUUUUACAACACUCAAUCAUAAAGUAAAGCACCCAUAAGGCAUUGCAGCCCUAGAUUACUUUGGACACUUGGCGAAAAUUGCUCCAGACUAAUAGCGAUCAAUAAUUAUCCAAAGAAAAAGAGACCCUUCAUUUGUUUGAAAUUAUAUACAAGAUUACAAGCUCAACGACUACCCAAAGUUUUGAUCUACUAAAUGGAGAGAUUUCUUAGCUCUUUUCAAAAAUUAUUAAUUGUAGAUUAAUUUUGGAUGUUUUUUCAU